Kwoniella shivajii is the source of this 2211-nucleotide messenger RNA. RefSeq lists its product as uncharacterized. The record is from RefSeq and is a predicted model, not a curated record. The transcript is spliced from 4 exons. Gene Ontology annotation, cellular component: nucleus; cytoplasm. Lineage: Eukaryota; Fungi; Basidiomycota; Tremellomycetes; Tremellales; Cryptococcaceae. Gene Ontology annotation, biological process: peptidyl-serine phosphorylation; regulation of mRNA processing; spliceosomal complex assembly. Bases 1 to 2211 code for a protein of 736 amino acids. Gene Ontology annotation, molecular function: protein serine/threonine kinase activity; ATP binding.
AUGGCCCAUCCCGCAUCUGCAGCGGGUUCUUCUGGAGAAUCCCGCGCUCCACCUACACCAUUGGCAGUACCGACUCCCGCUCCACAACCUUCCACCUCCGCUUCCGCCAAUAACUCACUUUCUGCCUCUCAAGCCUCUCAGACAACAUCCGUACUUACAGAAGACGAGGAAGAUCUGGAAGACUAUAGACCCGGUGGAUAUCAUCCCGUUAACAUUGGGGACGAUUUUAACAGCGGUCGUUAUAUUAUAGUCAGAAAAUUGGGAUGGGGUCAUUUUUCCACCGUAUGGUUAGCGAGAGAUAACAAUACGAAACGGCAUGUAGCGCUCAAAGUAGUAAAAUCAGAUGGCCAUUAUACCGAAACUGCACUGGAUGAGAUUCAACUUCUUCAACGCGUGGUCAACUCAUCUCAAACUCAUGCGGGACGAUGUCAUGUUGUUGGAUUGGUCGAUAAUUUCAGACAUACCGGUCCUAACGGUAGUCAUGUUUGUAUGGUGUUUGAAGUAUUGGGUGAGAAUUUGCUUGGGUUGAUCAAACGAUAUCAACACCGAGGUGUACCUCAGCACAUCGUGAAACAAAUCGCAAAACAGGUUCUUCUCGGUCUGGACUAUCUUCACUCGGAAUGCCGAAUCAUUCACACCGAUCUGAAGCCUGAGAACGUAUUGAUAUGUAUAGAAGACGUCGAAUCUGUUGUCCAAGCCGAGCUCGCCUCUUGUCCGGCCGCUGUUCCCACGAAGCUAGUCGGUGUGCCGCCUUCUCAAGGCAGAUUAGGCAACCAAACUCCCCGGAAAGAUGGAUUAUUCAUAGUGGGAUCGCAACCCCUGCCUUCACCCAGCUCAAGCUAUUCUAGUAGUCCAAUGUUGGACAAAUAUGGGUUUGGAAUGAGUAAGAUUUCUGGAGUGGACGCUUUCCCAAAAACCAACAGCGUUGCUGGUACUUCACAUGUGAAAAGAGAAAGUACGACGGAAGCAGAAGCGUUAGGUAACGGUAUAGGGAACGUGCAGCUUGGCGAAUCUGGAUCUGGGUUGAUAUGGGAGAAGACUAAAGUCAAAGCUCCUGCUCCACCGGCUCAAACUGGUCCUUCCUUAUUAUCUCAGCAAAUGAGCGCUGCUCCCUCAUCACCUUCACUCCAACCUGUAAAUAUUCCCUCAUCAUCUACAAACCCUUCGACUACCGCAACACCCAGUCAAACCGUAAUUUCCACUCCAGCGACAACACCUGAUUCAGGUCGAAACGAUGAAUUGAGAAUAUCGACAUCCGUUAUGUCGACUGAAUCGAUGUCACCGCCAAAACACACCACGAAAUCCGAGAAACAAAACUCCAAUCCACCUCUUGGACAAUCUGUCUCCACGACCGGAUUCACUACAUCUCCUGCUACCUCCCACAUCAACAAUUUGCAAGAUCAAGAAGCCCACCAUGAUCCUGAUGACCCCAAUCGAGAUGCCCCAGUGGCCGGUGAUCCAAACCAUCUUCCCCCACCAUUCCCCUACGACCCCAUAAGUCUCGAAAGAAUCACAGUCAAAAUCGCCGAUCUCGGUAAUGCUUGUUGGGUAGAUCAUCAUUUCACGAACGAUAUCCAAACUAGGCAAUACAGGUGUCCAGAAAUCAUAUUAGGGACAAGGUGGAACCAAAGCGUGGAUAUCUGGAGUGCGGCAUGUCUGUUUUUCGAAUUGUUGACAGGAGACUACCUCUUCGAUCCUCAACCGGGAGUGAAAUACGAUAAAGAUGACGAUCACGUUGCUCAAAUCAUGGAACUAUUGGGGGAAAUGCCAAGAUCAUUGGCUCUCUCUGGUAAAUACAGUCACGAGAUGUUCAACCGACGCGGUGAACUGCGUCAUAUCUCAAGAUUAAGAUUUUGGCCCAUGACUUCCGUGUUGAAGGAGAAAUAUUUGAUGGAACAGGAAGAUGCUGAAUUAUUAUCAUCGUUCAUCAUGCCAAUGCUUCAUUACUAUCCUGAUUCAAGAGCGACGGCAGCGGAAUUAGUGAACCAUCCUUGGUUGAACGGAGUAGUCGUACAAGGUGAAUUGGAAAUGGCUCAAAACUUCCACAGAGCUGAAAUGGAGAAGAUAAGAGCGCAACGAGGUGAAAACGGCAGUGAAAAUGAGGAUGCGCAAGGAAAAGGGCAGAACACAGAGAAUGGUGGAGGAUCAUUAAAAGAAGUUUUGGGACUAGGUCCAUCGGUCAAGGGGAUGGUAGGCAUGGGUAGAAUCUAA